AUGCCCCACCAAGUCCUCACUCGCGACGCCGUUGCCAAGCACAAUGCCCCCGGCGACCUUUGGUGCAUCAUCGACCACAGGGUGUACGACCUGAGCGACUUUACUGACGCGCACCCAGGCGGGUCCGUCGUCUUGGCCCAGGUCGCCGGCACCGACGCGACCACGGCCUUUUACAACCUGCACCGGCAGGAGGUGCUGCAGCGGUACGCGGGGCUCUGCAUCGGCACACUGGAGGGCGAAGCGCCCGAGGUGCUCGAGCCGCAGCCCGGCGACCUGAGCCCCGUGCCCUAUGCCGAGCCGCUCUGGCUUCGGCCUCAGUUCCGCAGCCCCUACUACCGCGACAGCCAUCGCCGCCUGCGCAGGGCCAUGCGCGAGUUUACCGACCGCCACGUCUCCCCCGAGGCCCAGGCAAAGGAGGUCGACGGCACCUACAUCAGCCAGGAGCUCAUUGAUCGCAUGGCCGAGACGAACGUCCUGGCCAUGCGUUUGGGACCCGGCGAGCACCUGCAUGGGCGGAGUCUGCUGGGAGGCGUGGUUGAUGGCAAGGAGUUCGACUACUUCCAUGACUUGGUCAUGGCGCAAGAGGGCGUGCGCGCGAACGCGCGCGGCUUCCAGGACGGAAAUAUGGCGGGCAUGAUGAUCAGCUUGACGGCAGUGCGGCAGUGGCUCGGUGACCGCGCGCUACGCGACAAGGUGACGGAGGAAUGUCUGAGCGGGAAGAAGAAGAUCUGCCUGGCCAUCACCGAGGCUUUCGCCGGCAGCGAUGUGGCUGGCAUUCGCACAACUGCCACCAAGACCCCCGACGGCAAGCACUACGUUAUUAAUGGUACCAAGAAGUGGAUCACCAACGGCAUGUUCAGCGACUAUUUUGUCGUUGGCUGCAAGACGGAAAAGGGCUUUUCCGUCAUCCUCGUCGAGCACGGCGAAGGUGUGGAGACUAAGCCUAUCAAGACGUCGUACAGCACUGCGGCCGCCACUGCUUACAUCGAAUUCGAGGACGUCAAGGUCCCGGUCAACCACCUGCUUGGCAAAGAGCACCAGGGUUUCAAGGUUAUCAUGAGCAAUUUCAACCAUGAGCGGUGGGCCAUGGCUUGCGCGGUCAUCAGGUGGCAGAGGACUAUUGUGGAGGAGUGUCUCAAGUGGAGCAACCAGCGGGUCGUGUUCGGCAAGAACCUUCUGGCGCAACCAACGAUCCGGCAAAAGCUUGCCAAGAUGAUCUCGCACGCCGAAGCCAACCAGGCCUGGCUGGAGCAAAUCACUGACCAGAUGAACCAUAUGACUUACGAGCAGCAGGCAAGGAACCUCUCGGGCCCCAUCGGGCUGCUCAAGUCGUUUGCGACGCGCUCGGCGCAUGAGAUUGCAGACGAGGCCGUCAACAUCUUCGGCGGGCGAGGUCUGACACAGAGCGGGAUGGGCCGAGUCGCAGAAAUGUUCCAUAGGACUUACAAGUUUGAUGCGAUUCUGGGGGGAACCGAGGAGAUUCUAGCGGACCUGGGGGUGCGGCAGGCGAUGAAGGAAAUGCCCAAGGCCAUGUUGUAG
This is a messenger RNA of Aplosporella prunicola CBS 121167, 1539 nucleotides long. RefSeq lists its product as uncharacterized. The transcript is spliced from 4 exons. Lineage: Eukaryota; Fungi; Ascomycota; Dothideomycetes; Botryosphaeriales; Aplosporellaceae. Bases 1 to 1539 code for a protein of 512 amino acids. Gene Ontology annotation, molecular function: acyl-CoA dehydrogenase activity; flavin adenine dinucleotide binding. The record is from RefSeq and is a predicted model, not a curated record.